CGACGCGUCAUCUACGUCGGAUUUUAUUAGUUUUGUAAUUUUAUGUGAUUAUAAAAUUGUGAUAAGUGUAAUUUUUAUACACAUCUUGGUGAUAAUACUAGUAUUAAGAUUUGUUAUGUUAUUGUUGCACGAGGGAUUACAAAACGAGCUUACCCUGCCUGCAGUGCGUGCCAAGAGCCCCGAGUCCCAGCCAUUAGAUUGAGUGGAGUGUUCCCCGCCCACACGUAGCCCCGUACGCCGCCAAAAUUCCGCGCGACACAACGGACUCCUCCUCCAGCAUGGAACUGGAGAAAGCCCCCACGCCUCUCCACGAGGAAGACUCCAAAAUCACCCUCACUAUCAGACUGAUUAUGCAGGGGAAGGAAGUUGGCAGUAUUAUAGGCAAAAAGGGAGAAAUUGUGAAAAGAUUUAGAGAAGAGUCUGGAGCCAAAAUCAACAUAUCGGAUGGAUCAUGCCCGGAGCGGAUUGUUACAGUCACAGGCAACACAAGUGCUAUAUUCAAAGCAUUCACACUUAUCUGCAAAAAGUUUGAAGAGUGGUGCUCGCAGUUCAAUGAGGGGGGCGGCGGGGCCACGCGCGCGCCCAUCACGCUGCGGCUCAUCGUGCCCGCCUCGCAGUGCGGCUCACUCAUCGGUAAAGGUGGCUCCAAGAUCAAAGAGAUACGUGACGUCACCGGAGCUAAUAUACAGGUAGCAAGUGAAAUGCUGCCGAACUCGACUGAGCGAGCUGUGACAAUCAGUGGAACUUGUGAUGCCAUCACUCAGUGCAUUUACCACAUCUGCUGUGUUAUGCUAGAGAGUCCACCAAAAGGUGCUACAAUUCCGUACAGACCGAAGCCGAAUGUGGCGGGCCCAGUGAUCCUGGCGGGUGGGCAGGCCUACACAAUACAAGGCAACUACGCCGUACCUGCGCAAGACAUCGGAGGACUUGCUAAAUCACCGUUAGCCGGUCUUGCGGCACUCGGUCUGGGCGGCCUUGGUCCUGCUAAUACUAGUGGAUUGAACCCGGCAGCAUUAGCCGCUUUGGCAGGGUCUCAGCUGCGCACCGCCAACCAGGGCCGCAACCAGCCCGCCACCAACCAGCAGUCGCACGAGAUGACUGUGCCCAACGAGCUCAUCGGCUGCAUUAUUGGCAAGGGCGGCACUAAGAUAGCUGAGAUCCGUCAAAUCUCUGGCGCGAUGAUCCGGAUAUCAAACUGCGAGGAGCGCGAGGGAGGCAGCACGGACCGCACGAUCACCAUCACCGGCAACCCGGACUCGGUGGCGCUUGCGCAGUACCUCAUCAACAUGAGGAUCACAAUGGAGACUGCUGGUCUGCCGCUGCCCGGGUACCACUACAUCGCUCCGAAUCACAUUGUGAAGGCGCCGAUCCAUUGAAUGGGGCUCCGCGGGCCGGUCCCCCGCGCCCCGCACUGCGCCUUCGCCUACCCGGCGCACUAUGGGAGUCCGGCUCCGAUCUACUAUUUCAAGUGAAAGGCCACUGAAGAAAAAGGGGGAAAGCGAUUGGCAAAUAACUGAACAUGUAUGUUUACAUUUGUUACGAGUUUAUAAGUAUUUUAGAUAUUCUUAUAUUUAUUCUCCACUAUUUAAAUGAAUAAAGUGAGAGGAGUCGAUCGCGCACUCGAUAUCAAGAGUGGUGAUAUAAUUUGUAAUGAAAAGAUUUUAGGAACGUUUAAAACUGAGAAUAAAGAACAUUUAAAGUGACUGACGUUUUAAAAAAAAAUAAUUUUGAUCAGUCCGUGAGCAGUGAACGUCAUAAUGGUCGGACGGUCUCUUCUUUCGUUCUACCCUCGUUCACUGUUCAUAGAUUUAAGGUUACGACAUCGGGAGUUAGCUGAGCUGAUCGAAUUUACUAUGGAUUUAAGCGGUCGAUUGAUUCAAUUAUCCGUUGGAAAUUAUUUUUUAAUCAUGUAACGAUCGGUGCGGACGCCGAGAGACGUAAUGAGAACGUUCGAGAUAAGUUUUGUAGUGCGACAACGGUGUAAAGUAGGCGUAGGGGACUCGAGCGAGCUCGGAAGCGCUGACGUAGCGUUAGUAUUAGAUUAGAGAACAGAGUGAGAGGGUUAAAGACAAUAUUUGUAAAUAAAUAUGGUAAUUACCUGGAAACAUUAGGUAUUACAGUAAGCAGUCUUAUGCACUAGUCGGCUAAAGGAAGCAGCGGGCGGACCGCGACUGAAACUUUUCCAAACACAUCAAAUUAAAACCUAAGCAUAUCAACAUUGCAUCAUAUCCAUAGUAUGACCGCCCGCGCGGGGCUCGGCGACGUAACAGUGCUCAGUGCAUAGGGCAUCUAGCAGUGCGAUGAGUAUUGGCGCGCAACUGCACGAAACCGAUGGGAUCAAAUCCUUUAAGAAACUUACCGUAAAACAAAGGGAGAAAUCAAUGAAGUCGUCUACGAUCACAAAAAAAAAAGACGUUAGUUUUUAAAAAAUAAUAGUGUUGCUAAUUGUGAUAGUCUUCUUAUUUAUUUAAUAUUCAAAGAUCUCUAAAAAUAAUAUACACCUUGUGUACAUCGGCUACGAGAAAUUUUAAUUCGAUUGUAUGAUAUUGGUCCAGGGAUCAAGCCAAAGAUUGUUAAAGUUUGUUUAAACAAUAAUAAUGUUGUGUAUUUAUGCUAAAUUAUUCUGUCGAUAGUUUAACACUUAGUAUUUGUAAUGUAGAGCAUUUUAUUUCAAUUAUUUUAAUUACCCUCUCCAGAAAGCUCAUUGUAUUUUAGAAUUAGGUCAAACGUAUAGAUAGACCGGAAAGGUAAAUGUCAUAUUUCAGAAAAAAAAA
This is a messenger RNA of Papilio xuthus (Asian swallowtail), 2774 nucleotides long. It is a transcript of the gene mub, whose product is annotated as poly(rC)-binding protein mub. The transcript has 11 exons. Lineage: Eukaryota; Metazoa; Arthropoda; Insecta; Lepidoptera; Papilionidae. Gene Ontology annotation, molecular function: RNA binding. The coding region runs from base 279 to 1376 and encodes 365 amino acids. The record is from RefSeq and is a predicted model, not a curated record.